AUGUCUGACGAAAUUAAAACUACUGAAACACCAAUUGAAGAAAAACCAAUUGAUAAAAAAGAAGAACAAGAAGAAACUUCAACUACUACAACUGAUGACUCAAAAAAGAGAAAUAAUGCUGAUGUUGAAGGUGAUGAUAAGAAGAAACUGAAAAAGAAAAGAAGAAGAAAUUAUGAUGAAGAUUUACCAAAAGAAGAAGGUGAAAAAGGUGCUGACAAAAAAGAAGAAGGAGAAGAUGAAGAAGAUGAAGAAGAAGAAAGUGGUGAUGAAGAUUAUGAAACUGGUAAAUUAGAUGAUGAAGAUGAAGAAGAUGAUGAUGAUGAAUUGUUAGAAAUUGAUGCAAAUAAUAUUAUUGAAUCUACUGGUAGACGUACAAGAGGUAAAGUCAUUGAUUAUAAAGAAGCUGCUAAGAAAUUAGAUGCUGAAAAUGGUGUUUUACAAGAAGAAGAUGAAGAAGAUGAAGAAGAUGAAGAAGGUGAAGCUGAAUUUAAAGCUUAA
Messenger RNA from Insectozyma verbasci, 498 nucleotides. The record is from the annotation of a GenBank genome assembly. Lineage: Eukaryota; Fungi; Ascomycota; Pichiomycetes; Serinales; Debaryomycetaceae.